This is a messenger RNA of Populus trichocarpa (black cottonwood), 2004 nucleotides long. RefSeq names its product heparanase-like protein 2. NCBI's taxonomy places the organism in Eukaryota, Viridiplantae, Streptophyta, Magnoliopsida, Malpighiales, Salicaceae. The transcript has 9 exons. Bases 303 to 1865 code for a protein of 520 amino acids. Gene Ontology annotation, molecular function: beta-glucuronidase activity. Gene Ontology annotation, cellular component: membrane; plant-type cell wall. The record is from RefSeq and is a predicted model, not a curated record.
CAAGAGAUUAUCCUCUCUCUUAUCUUUCUUUUUUCGCAUGCUAUAAAGUAGGAACCUUUUUUUUAUAAAUGGAAAAUAUGUUUUUUUUGGGGGUGGGGGCUCCAGCUUAGGCUAGAUCAGUUGAGAUAAGUUAGUAGAAAACAGAGUUAUGGUGAAUCAAGAAGUCGUGGACAAUUAUAACAGUACAGAUUUGUUAUUAUCAACAUCCUAACAGAAUUCAAUCUGUCACAAAAUCAAUUACUAUAUCUAUCUAUAAAGAUGUCUCCUCUAUCAUUGUUAUCUCGAAUCAAAGCUCUACCAGAAUGGCUGGCCUAAGACUUGCUGUGUCUUGGAUUCUUGCAUCGCUGUGCUUCUCUUCUUUAUGUGCAGCAGAUGAUGUGAAGGUUUUUGUUCAAGGGGUAACUUCCAUAGCGAAAACCGAUGAUAAUUUUAUAUGUGCAACUUUAGAUUGGUGGCCUAGUGAAAAGUGCGAUUACAAUCAGUGCCCAUGGGGGAAGGCUGGCCUCCUCAAUCUGGAUUUGAACAACAAGAUUCUGGCUAAUGCUAUCAAGGCAUUUGAUCCUCUGAGAAUCAGACUUGGAGGCUCAUUGCAAGAUCAGUUGGUUUAUCAAGUCGGUGACUUCAUUAAAAAAUUCCCUCAUUUCAAGAAACAAGAUGAUGGUUUAUUUGGAUUCAGCAAAGGUUCUCUGCCCAUGGAUAGAUGGGAUCAGCUCAAUGACUUGUUUAAGCAAACAAAUGCUAAAAUCACAUUUGGCUUAAAUGCCCUUAUUGGGAAGAGGAAAUCUGACAAUUCUACACUUUGGGUUGGUGAAUGGAACUCAAAAAAUGCCCGAGAUUUCAUGAAAUAUACUGCAUCAAAGGGAUACAAGAUUGAUUCCUAUGAAUUAGGAAAUGAGUUGUGUGCAUCUGGGGUAUCUGCAAGACUGGAGGCUGACCAGUAUGCUAAAGAUAUUAUUCAACUUAAAGAAAUAGUGAAGGAGCUGUACCCAGAUCGCGAGACACAGCCUAGGGUGUUGGGCCCUGCUGGUUUUUACGACACUGAAUGGUUUAAAACCUUCCUUGAGGUCUCAGGACCACAUGCUGUCGAUGGAGUAACCCACCAUAUAUACAAUCUUGGUGCAGGUGUCGAUAAAACCCUGAUCAACAAGAUUCAGGAUCCAUAUUUCCUGGAUGAAAUAGCAGAAACAUUCAAAGACCUUGAAAAUGUUGUCAAGGAAUUUGGUCCGUGGGCAGGACCAUGGGUUGGGGAAUCUGGUGGUGCUUAUAACAGUGGUGGCAAGGAUGUCUCGCAUACUUUUGUUAAUGGAUUUUGGUACCUGGAUCAACUAGGCAUGACAGCAACCUUCAAUCAUAAGGUCUACUGCAGACAGACCCUCAUUGGAGGAAACUAUGGUCUGCUUAACACUACAUCCUUCAUCCCAAAUCCAGACUAUUAUGGUGCACUUCUGUGGCAUCGCUUAAUGGGAAAGACUGUGCUCGCUACCAAUCAUUUUGGCUCCCCAUAUUUGAGAACAUACACUCAUUGUUCAAAGCAGAAGCCUGGCAUCACAAUGCUUAUCAUUAACAUGUCAAACUCCACUUCCAUUGAUGUUUCUGUCACCAAUGACGAAAACAAGUACCCACAUAAUUACAGAAUGACUGUUAAUGGUUCAAAUCAAAGAGAAGAGUAUCAUUUGACCCCAAAAGAUGGCAACAUCCAGAGUGAUGUGGUACUGCUGAAUGGAACUCCUUUGCAGCUUACAAGUUCUCAAGACAUUCCUUCACUGAGUCCAAUGAUUGUUGAUUCUUCUUCCCCGAUCAGAGUCGCCCCUGAUUCAAUAGUUUAUGUUACUAUUAGAGACUUCAAAGCUCCUGCAUGCGCAUAGAAGUUUACUUUUCUCGUGUUUUUUCUCUUCAGUUAAGAUGAUUUCAAUAGUUUAUGUUUUCCUUUUCCUUUUCUUUUCAUACCAAUUUGUUAGAACUUGCAAGUUUAUUAGAAAUAAAAAAACAGAUUUAGAAAGGAAA